GCUUAGCUCAGUGAUCACCCUAAUCGCUAUGUGGUUGGUGGAGGGCUGAGAGGAUCGCAAAGCUAGUCCAAUCAGCACUGUAGAGAUGCGAUGUAGUGGGAUUCUAUUGGGUGGUGGCCGGGAAGCUGAGACCAAUGGGAAAGGACGCGAUUUGGCGCCUGCUUUGAGUGUGGCGGAGAACGCAGCCAUCCCGCCACUGCUCUCAGCUCCCCGUAGCGCGGCGGUAGCGGCCCGGUCUCGGCUAUGUUCCUCUCCGACUUCCGCAAGGAGUUCUACGAGGUGAUUGCGGCGCAGCGUGUUCUUCUUCUUGUUGCUUCAGAUGUAGAUGCAUUAUGUGCUUGUAAAAUACUCCAAGCUUUGUUUCAAUGUGAUCACGUACAAUAUACACUAGUCCCGGUAUCUGGGUGGCAAGAACUUGAAACUGCAUUUCUUGAACAUAAAGAUCAGUUCCAAUAUUUUGUUCUUAUAAACUGUGGUGCCAACGUUGACCUCCUGGAGAUCCUGCAGCCUGAGGAAGAUGCAUUUUUCUUUAUUUGUGACACCCAUCGGCCUAUCAAUGUAGUGAAUGUUUACAAUGAGACACAGAUUAAGCUGUUGGUUAAGCAAGAUGAUGACCUUGAAAUUCCUGCCUAUGAUGAUAUCUUCAGAGAUGAAGAGGAGGAUGAAGAUGACUCUGGGAAUGAAAGUGAUGGAUCAGAGCCUUCAGGGAAGCGCAAACGAUUUGAAGAGGAUAUUAUGGAGAGAACAAUGAAAAGAAGACAGAGGAGAGAGUGGGAGGCACGUAGACGAGAAAUUCUCUUUGAUUAUGAGCAAUAUGAAUACCAUGGGACCUCGUCUGCCAUGGUGAUGUUUGACUUGGCAUGGAUAAUGUCUAAAGACUUGAAUGACAUGUUGUGGUGGGCUAUUGUUGGGCUUACAGACCAGUGGGUUCAAGAUAAAAUCACACAAAUGAAGUAUGUGACUGAUAUUGGAACUUUACAACGUCAUGUGUCCCGGCAUAACCAUCGCAAUGAAGAUGAAGAGAACUCCCUUUCUAUUGAUUGCAUGAGAAUAGCAUUUGAGUAUGAUCUGCGCCUGGCUCUUUAUCAACAUUGGUCCCUAUUUGAAAGCCUCUGUAACACUUGUUAUACUUCUGCCAGUCUCAAACUUUGGUCUGUACAAGGGCAGAAGAGGCUUCAGGAGUUUUUUGCGGACAUGGGUUUGCCUUUGAAGCAGGUGAAACAAAAGUUUAAUUCCAUGGACAUUUCCUUAAAGGAGAACCUGCAGGAAAUGAUUGAAGAAUCUGCCAGCAAAUUUGGGAUGAAAAACUUAAGAGUACAGACCUUCAGCAUUCACUUUGGUUUUAAGAACAAGUUCUUAGCAAGUGACAUCGUCUAUUCAACAGCUUCUCUAAUGGAGAAUAUAGAGAAAGAUGAACCUGGAACUGAUAAUUUUAUCAAGGCUUUGGAUAGUCUUUCCAGGAGUAACCUGGACAAACUGCAUCAAGGGCUGGAACUAGCCAAAAAACAACUUCGUGCCAUUCAGCAGACUGUAGCCAGCUGUAUUUGCACCAAUCUUGUAAUCUCUCAGGGGCCUUUUCUCUAUUGCUAUCUAAUGGAGGGCACCCCAGAUGUGAAACUGUUCUCCAAACCAGUGUCUCUGUGCCUGCUCAGUAAAUAUUUACUCAAGUCUUUUGUUUGCUCUACAAAAAACAAGCGCUGUAAGCUGCUGCCGCUGAUAGUAGCAGCGCCGAUGGAUGUUGAACAGGGUACAGUGAUCAUGGUGGGAAUUCCUCCAGAGACAGAAAGCUCCGACAAAAAGAACUUUUUUGGGAGAGCAUUUGAAAAAGCUGCAGAAAGCACAAAUUCUAGGACUUUACAUAACCACUUUGACAUGUCUAUAAUUGAACUGAAAAUGGAAGAUCGGAGCAAAUUUCUGGAUGCACUUAUUUCUCUCUUGUCCUAAUGAUGUGGAAACUGAGGCAUGAAGUUAAGACUUGCCCAAGGUGUUAGUGACAGGAAGGGUCAUUCAUUGUCCGGAAAGACUUCUGGGUUUUAUUCACACAUCUGUCAGCCUGCAUGUCCUUCAACAAGUACCAGAAGCACUAAUAAUUUCCUGCUUGUUCAAAACUUUGGACCAGCAGGUUACCAGCUGCUCUUGGGAUCUGUAAGGCAGAGUGACCAAUUGCUAGACUGCUUUCCCUACCCUGCUGCACUUUGCAGACUGGCAAAAAAUAUCACUGAAGUCUCAAAUGUUGUCUUCAUUCAUGGUGUUGCAAUUGUGAUGCUCCAUCUUGCUGUCCUUCAUGACAUACUGCAACAGGCUUCGACUUAAAUCUUCUUUCUCUCAUAGGCAGACAGAAGGACAUCGCCCUUGGCACGUGGGUGCUGAGCACUCUCUUUGUAAAGACCCUAGUCUCCUGAUCUAGGAACUAGUUGGACCCCACUGGUCCAGAUUGUCAUAUGAGUAGGAGCAGAAAGAUUACCUGUAAACUGCAUUUCUAUCACCAAGCAUUUGACAAUCUGGAACUCUCCUAUGCCUUUCUGUGUUGAUACAGAUAAUAAGUUUAGGGUUUUCUAAAAAUUCACUCUCUACUGAACUGUUGUUGUUGUUCAAUUGACCUUUUUUCCUAAGUGCCUUUUUAAAAGCUAAGGAAGAAUUCAUCUGAAUAAAAUGUAUAUAGAGGGAGUUCAGUUUUGUGGGGAGAAAAAAUCUUGCAUCCAGGAAUUGGUCUCUACCUAGCAAGUUUGAGUAGCAAAGGAAAACCUAUUGGUCCAGACUAUUAAAUGCUUUGUUGCAGAAACCUGAUUUGCAGGUAUCAGAAAAACUCCUUUUGAGUUUCUAGUAUAUACCUCUCCGAAAUCAACUCUUAAUACAUGUCACCAGCAGUAGUUCUGUAUAGAGAUUUUUAGAAAUUAAAAACUGUUCUGUGAGGCAUGGAUUUAAUUUGGAGGUCUCUUUAAAAUCCAAAUACUGAUCAACCACAAGUACUGAAAGAGAACCUGUACUAGCAGUAUAGAACAAUUGUUCUUUGACAGCAUUCCUGUUAAUAGCAUCUCCCGAAGAGGUGAUUCCUGUAUCAACACCAAGUCCUUAGCCAGUCACUUUGAUACUGCAGUGUCACUUUUAAAAUGGCUUUUGGAGUGGCACUUCCAAUGGGUGUGCUAUUAUGCAUGGACUAUAGUAUUUUAGAUAUGGACAAGUUAGAUCAAACCCAUCCCCCUGUUAGGGGACGAUAUAGUUCCUCAAAUAGGGAAGGUUUCAGUUCUCAUAUAGAACUGAUGUUGCACUUGAUCUUAGUCACACAAAAUGGUUGUCAAACCAACUGAACUCCCCCUUUUCAGCCCUCAACAGUGUAUUGUUACUUUAAUUUCUAAGCAGCGAAUGAAUUGUGAAGAUAUGAACAGUGUCUCAUGAUGUCCCAUAUAUUCAGAUCAUCUGAUACAGUCCUGAAUAAAACUCCAAACUCUUGUAUUACACAAAGUACCACUUUAUUAGAUGUAUUCUGUGUGUUUCUGUGUUGUGUUUAGAUUAUUGUACAUUUUAAGAAAGGGUGAGGUUUUUUCCCCCCUUUUUCAGUGUCUGCCUGGAUUCCUUACACGUGUGAUUUUAUUUGUCUUUGUGUAUUAUAUUGACUGUGUAAAUGUUUUGUUACCUGAAUUUUACCAUAUGUUGUAUAGAUUUUAUAUAGAUUAAUUUUUAACUAAUGGGAUUUUAAAUGUAGCCAAUGCAAAAUGUAGC
This is a messenger RNA of Mauremys mutica (yellowpond turtle), 3720 nucleotides long. RefSeq names its product cell division cycle 45 (gene CDC45). Gene Ontology annotation, biological process: mitotic DNA replication preinitiation complex assembly; double-strand break repair via break-induced replication; DNA replication initiation. Gene Ontology annotation, cellular component: DNA replication preinitiation complex. The transcript has 19 exons. Gene Ontology annotation, molecular function: single-stranded DNA binding; chromatin binding; DNA replication origin binding. NCBI's taxonomy places the organism in Eukaryota, Metazoa, Chordata, Testudines, Geoemydidae. Bases 244 to 1944 code for a protein of 566 amino acids. The record is from RefSeq and is a predicted model, not a curated record.